AUUCCUUAACAUGCACUUCGCGUGAUUAGGACAUUCUUAUCGUCACUGCAAGGUUCUCUGGUUACCUUGACGACUGAGAGAAGACUAGUUAUUAGGUAUGUAAUUCCUAUCGAUGUAACAGACAUUUCGAAGCCAAAAAUUCAGGUGCAUUUAUAUCACGGCUACAGAAAAGGACUAAACAGGACAAGAUGACAAGUAUCUACUCGGAAUCUGUGCAUGAGCAGAGUGAAGGAAGUGAUGUGAUAAUUGAAACAGCUUCAUUCCUGGGCACUAUGAAUUGUGGCACAGGUUGUGGUUUUGCAGAUAUAAGUAACCGUGCUGCAGAUGAGAAGACGAGGAAAGAUUCAAUUAGAAAGCUUGCAACAGCUGUGAUAUUCUGUGUGAUCUUUAUGACUGUGGAAAUGGUGGGAGGAAUCAAAGCAAACAGCCUGGCAGUUAUGACUGAUGCUGCUCAUUUACUAACAGAUGUUGCAGGGUUUGCAAUAUCUCUGUUUUCAAUAUGGGCAUCGAGCUGGGAAGCAACACCUCGCCAGUCAUAUGGCUUUCAUCGAAUUGAGAUUUUAGGGGCACUUGUGUCAAUUCAACUCAUUUGGCUUCUCACAGGGGUUCUUAUCUGGAGUGCUAUUGACAGGUUGCGUCACGAUACAGUUUCUGUUAAUGGUGCCCUUAUGUUUAUUAUUGCUACAAUUGGACUUGUUGUAAAUAUUAUCAUGAUUUUCUUGCUUGGUCAUGGCCAUGAUCAUGAUCAUGGUGAUGGUCACAGUCACAGUCACAGUAAAGGGCACUCCCAUGAUCAUGGGCAUGAUCAUGUUGAGAAGGUUAAGCACAGCCAUCAACAUGGCCAUAGUCAUAAAGUUAAGCAUGCUCAUGAACAUGCCCAUAAGCACAAAGAUGUCCAAAGAGGUGGUGUUCAUGAACAUGGUCAUCAUGACAAAACAGGACUGUCCAAACCUUUGCUUCUUGAUGUAGAAAGGGACGAGCAUUCAGUUCAUGAUGUUCAUGAUCAUGAUGUUCAUGAUCAUAAUGUUCAUGAUCAUGAUGUCCAUUCAUCUGCUACAGAUGAAAGACAGCCAGAGGGAAACAAGGUUCAUAAAGGGUUCAAUAUAAACGUUCAGGGUGCCUAUAUUCAUGUGUUGGGGGAUUUGAUUCAAAGCAUCGGUGUCAUGAUUGGAGGAGCAAUCAUUUGGAUAUAUCCUAAAUUGCACAUUAUUGAUUUAAUAUGUACUCUAUUUUUCUCAUUAGUUGUACUGGGAACCACUAUAAAGAUGUUGAGAAGUGCAUUGGAGGUUUUGAUGGAGAGUACACCUCGUGAGAUAGAUGCUACAGAACUUGAAGAAGGGUUGUGUUCAAUUCCUGGUGUUUUAACAGUGCAUGAACUACAUAUUUGGGCUAUUACAGUUGGAAAAGUCUUACUUGCAUGCCAUGUGAGGAUUCAAUCAGAUGCAAAUGCUGAAAUGGUUCUCCAUAGGGUAAAGACCUAUAUUGAGAGCGAGCACAACAUUAGUCACAUCACUGUGCAAAUUGAGCGUGAGACGUGAUAGACAUUUAUCUGCAAUAUGUAUGAGUAUCAUCUUUCAUCUGUAGUGGUUCCAUAUUUAAUUGUGGUUCCUGUUUACACACUUUGGUUUUCCUUCUAAUUAGAACUUUGAUUUGAAAUUAACAGAAUGAGAAAAAUGCCAUGCUACUGGGGAAAUUUCAAUAACUAUUUGUAUGAUCAUUUCAUUGGAUAUUUAGGGUUUUUAAUUCA
Cryptomeria japonica (Japanese cedar) is the source of this 1747-nucleotide messenger RNA. Its product is annotated as metal tolerance protein A1. The record is from RefSeq and is a predicted model, not a curated record. Gene Ontology annotation, molecular function: zinc ion transmembrane transporter activity. The transcript is spliced from 2 exons. The coding region runs from base 189 to 1538 and encodes 449 amino acids. Gene Ontology annotation, cellular component: plasma membrane; vacuole. Gene Ontology annotation, biological process: zinc ion transmembrane transport. NCBI's taxonomy places the organism in Eukaryota, Viridiplantae, Streptophyta, Pinopsida, Cupressales, Cupressaceae.